AUGUUCCUAGGGAAGCUUGCUGCCAUUUCUGUUUGUGCUACUUUUUGCGUUGGGUUUGGAUCUAAUCGGCGACUCGAUGUACCUGUGAAACGAGUGUUACCCUCUGAGUGUCGCGUCGACAAGGAAUACUUUGAUCCAGUGGAAAUCAGGUGUGCUGCUUGUCCUGCCAAUUCCACAAAUGGGAACCAAGGCUGCCAUUGCCCUGUAGGAACCGUUCGUCUGCGAGGAAUCCAAGACAAAUGCGAAGAAUGCCCUUCUGCCAACUCGUCAUCCAUAUGUGCUCGCGAAAUCGAUAUCGCUGCUUGGACAUCUGUCACCGACUCGAUCCUCCGCCUGGCGAGUUUGCAAUGCAGAUUCGGAGCCAACUCGACAGCGUGUCAAAAAGUGGCGAAUUUCUGCGCGUUGGAAUUCGCGAAAACUGCAGUGAAUGGUCCGGCGUGUGGAGAGAUGAAGAAGUUGCGGAAUGCGCAGCAAUCCGGUGCCGGGAUUUUCGGAUUACCCGUGAUUUUCUACGGAGAAGAUCGGGGUGUGGAGAGAGUCUUGGCUUCGGACGCUGUGGAUCAUAGAUUCAGUCACUUUGGGAAGGCUGCGAAGGUGGUGCUUGUGGCUGCGAGUUUUACGAGUGAUGGGCGAUUUGAAGGGUUCUUCGCGUUUGAGGAUCUCCUGCGAAGCAUCUGUCCCGGACUGGGCGAGCAUUUCGUUUUCUAUGGCAUCACUUAUGAGUACGUUCACUCCAUUGGGUAUUCUACUGUGAAUUGUCAAGGCUUCAAGACGAAUGCUUCGUUGUUUCGGACAGAGAAGAGAUUCCUGGACAUCUACAUGAGCUUCGUAGAUCACGAGAACGACCCGAAGUUGUUGUCUGUACCAGUUCGUGUUCAUGACUACUCGGGGCGACUAGUUGGCGACAUCACGAGACUCGCUUUAGACUCUGAGAAUAAUUCCAUCACUCUGAUGAAAGUCAAGGUUUCGAGACGGAAAGGCAAUGACGGGAAAACCGGGUACCUUCAUCCGAUCGCACUCGAGCUAUUCUUCGCGAACAAGGGUCAAUUGAAAGCCGAAGUGGACUUCGUCACGGACUCUUCCGAUGCCUACCGAGACAUUGGGAUCGCGAUCGGAGUCAUGUCAGUCGUCGCCUUGUCUCUGGGCAUUGCGAGAACAUGGAUGUGGUUGCGAAGACGUGGCUCCGGGGUUGCCAACGGAGCAGAUGCUUGUUUUGGGGUUCAUCUCGUGGUUUACGCGGCGAGUGCGGUUGCCAAUGCCGGGUUCCUAGUGAUGGGCAGUGUGGCGAUUGCCUGGUUUGCAGUGUUUAGGCUGCAGGCUGAGCCGCUUGUGUUUCUGCCUGGGGAUGACGAGGACUUGUUUGUGGCGAUGUUUGUGUUGGUCUUUGUUGUGAAGGCGGUGGAUGUGGGGCUGUUGCUGUGGGACCAGGCGACUGCAGGGGUUUUCUUUCUGGACUGGGAGCGUCCUCUGGCUGGUGGAGUUUCCAGUCCUGGUAUGAAGGACGAUGCCUCAAACAAGGAAUCUAAAGAGCCAAUGGUGAGCAUUUGGAGGAGCUACGCCCUGGCAGAACGAUGGCUUGCCUUGCAAACUCAUCGCAGAGUUUCCCCGGCUGUGACAGUGUUUGGUGCUGUGGUGGCCCUGGAAACUUUCGGCUGGUCAAGAGCUGCUUCUACUGCAGCGGAUCCCCAAGAAUUCGAUCAUUUUGUGCCGGGAGCCAUCGUGAGGGAGUCGUAUGUUUCAAGAGUUGCUCUGGUCACGCUUGCUUUCGGGUUCUGUUGGACUAUUCAAUGGACGAUGUACAAGUUCCUGUACGAGCGGUACGUCAACAACCUGCUGAACCAGUUUGUGGACUUGUGCUCCCUGGCCAACGUGUCCCUCUUCGUGUUCCGCGGAGACAAUUUCGGCUACUACAUUCACGGCCGUGCCCCGGGUGGCCGAGCAGACGUGGACUUGCGCACGAUGCAUCUGUUGCUGGAGCUGGAGAAGCGAGACCAUUGCUCGAGUCGGGGCCUGUUGCCCAACUCGGACUCGCAAGUGUUUUCUUUCUCGGUCCCGUCCAAGUUGGCGUCGGUCGUGGGCAAAGUGAGGGUGGGUGCGAAGGCGACUAAUCCGAGGGCCAGCAGAGGAGGAGGAGAGACUGGGUUGUCGCCGGAAGUGGAGGCCGUGGCCCGGGAACACGCGGGCCUCACCAAGUUGUUCGCCGCGUUUUUGGAUCAUAACUUGAAGGAAUUGGAUUACAAGGUGGUGGACAGGAUGUUCCUCGAGAGCUUGCUCAAUGCGGAAUUUCAGGAGGCUGGAGCCGAUAAAGCGAUAUUUUUCAGGGAACAAUCACUCGGAUUCCAGGAAACGUUGUUCUAUGGCAGCGAAUUCACUCUCAGCACAUUCGAGCUUGCAACGCUCAUUUUUUUCGUCACGAUCGGUUGUGAUUACGUUUUUUCGGGGUUCCUGACGUUUUUAGUGGCACAGUGUUCAGCGUUUUUGCGGAAGAAGCUCGCUUGCGUGAAUAUCGGUACAAAAGCUUUGCUCGAUCCGAGGAUGAGUGAUUCAGAUAGUGAUGCUUUCCUCAGUGCGGAUGAGGGAGAUCCUGAUGAUGUUGCAAAAAAAGAAGUGCGUUCUCAAGCCGGAAAAAAUACUUGCAGAGAAGCCUUGUCUGAACCUUCGGAAGAACGACAAAUUGAUUUUCUUCAAGCACCUUCGAAGGAAGAAAGUCCCGCAGAAAUUUCAGCUGAAGAUGAUUCGCCUGCUGGUGAACCUGAGACAGUUUCCGUCCCGGAAGAAAUCGAAGAAACGUCUUGUGACUCAGUUUCCCGAAUAAAAAGUGAUAAUCCUGCUGAAGAGAAGCUUCAAAGUCCAGCAGUUUCUGUCUGCCGAGAUGACUUCGUUUCAAAAAAUGAAUCGUCAGGGAAAGAAGCGUGUGCAAAUGAUCGAGAAAACGCGAAAUCGUCUCGUGUCCCGCGGAUUUCGAAACUCGGCGCCAAAAAGAAGCCCGACGCGAAGCCGAAAUUAGCGCCGAGGAAAAUUGCCCAAGUUUCCAGGUCCUCUGCUCCUGAGGAAAUAAAGCUUAAACCGGGUUUGGAAAACCUCCAGCUUUCAGAAGAUGAAGCUGAUGAUGUUUCUGCUUCGGAACCGGUUGAUGAGCAAAAGUGGAUUUCAGAAGAGAAAGAUUCUUGGAAUCCUUCGCCGAAGGGUUUUCAGCAGGAGGCUAAUGGGAUUUCUGAAGAAAAGUCUGUCGAAGGCGAUGGUUGGGGUUCGUGGGCGUCUUGGGGCACGUCCGUCGUGUCCACAUUUACCAAUCAGGUAACUUCCGGGAUUUCAACGGUGAAAGACGUUGUUGAAGGGGGUUUGGGAAUCCCUGACCCAGAAGAGCUGGCUCGUGCCCACGUGGAAUUGGGAAAGCAAAAACCCAAAGAAGAUCCCGAACCCGUCGAAGAUGUUCAAUCCGAGAUUUCGGGAGAACCGAAGGUGCUUUCGUUGUUUGCCGGUGCUUUGUCCUCUACCGGAUCUCAUUUAUUAUCCGGUGGCCUAGGAACGUUGGAAUUCAUCGGGAAGAAAACCAUGGAAGUUCUGCAGGAAAAUGACCCGGGACUUCGCAGAAAACGCGACUUUCUGCAAGGGAAAGGCGAAACUUUGUCGGACAUACUCAAAGAAGCCCGGUGUGGUCAAGAGAAAACAACCGGAGGCACGACGUUGAACGACAUCUUCGAGGAAAUGGGCGGCAUCAUGCACUACGAAGCGUUGAUUAAUCUCAAAGACACGUUGAACUUCAAGGCUUUGACUGUUUCCGCGGGACAAGAUGCGAAAUUGAAGGCUGUUUUGGACAAGUAUUGCUUGAGGGAAGUUGACGGUGACGAGGAUGAGGAGAAGCCGAGUUUGAAGGAGCUGUUGGAGUCGAUGGAAAACUUUUUCGCCGUGUUGGAUUUGCGGAGUGUCAACGGCAAGAAAAUGUUUGAGGUUGCCGAUCAGCUAGAGAAUUUCGACGCAGACGUGUCAGAAGAUGAAAUCCGCUUCCGGUCGUCUAAGCGCCGAAUUUUGGCAACUCUGGCUGCGGCUCAUGUCGAAGUUUUGCACAGAGCAGCUGAAGCCCUGUUGGUGUUGGAUCCGUCGAGUCACAAGCGGACCCCCGGCGUCGUCUUGCCCCCGCUUUAUCAACUUUCCUUGUGCUUCAUUGGUCAAUACGAAGCCACGGCUUCAGUGUUGUGUGACAAGAUGAAGAGCUGUUGCGUGUUUGACGACUCCGUCGUCGUGGCCCUAGUGAAGGAAACUUACGGAGAAGCAAUGGAGCUGCAUAAUUGGGUCCGCGGUGCAUUCGAGCAUCUGAAAAGUGUGAUAGAAAUCCUGGCACUGGAAGGGAAACGGAUCAGGUGAAUUGAGCCAACCUGUGGAAAAUGGUGGUGAUUCAGCGACUAUGAAUGGAUGCGAAAAUAUAUAUUUUCCUCAGAUAA
Messenger RNA from Notodromas monacha, 4442 nucleotides. The record is from the annotation of a GenBank genome assembly. Lineage: Eukaryota; Metazoa; Arthropoda; Ostracoda; Podocopida; Cyprididae.